This is a messenger RNA of Tachysurus fulvidraco (yellow catfish), 1752 nucleotides long. RefSeq names its product 1-acylglycerol-3-phosphate O-acyltransferase ABHD5 (gene abhd5b). The coding region runs from base 1 to 1065 and encodes 354 amino acids. NCBI's taxonomy places the organism in Eukaryota, Metazoa, Chordata, Actinopteri, Siluriformes, Bagridae. Gene Ontology annotation, cellular component: lipid droplet. The record is from RefSeq and is a predicted model, not a curated record. The transcript has 7 exons. Gene Ontology annotation, molecular function: catalytic activity. Gene Ontology annotation, biological process: negative regulation of triglyceride storage; positive regulation of triglyceride catabolic process.
AUGGACAGAGCACGACACGAUCCUCCGGUGUGCAGACAGAGAUGGUGGUGGUUCUCCAGCUGGCUGCCCUCCUGGUGCCCCACAUCACCGUCUCAUCUUAAAAACGCAGAGGACAGAAUUCUCCAACCUCUCACACAGAGCUUCAGCAGAAGACAUGUUCCAAUCUCGAACAGGAACUACAUCUGGACUCUCGGCUUUAAUGAGGCACAAGACUCGAAGCGUUCUCAGAUCCCGUUGGUGCUGCUGCACGGGUUUGGGGGCGGAGUGGGAUUGUGGGUAAAGAACCUGGCCGCUCUGGCGCUCAGCGGGAGAACCGUAUACGCUCUGGACCUGCUGGGCUUCGGACAGAGCAGCCGGCCAAUGGCAGGCAGCCACGCCCAGGAAGCAGAGGAGAAGUUUGUCCAAUCGCUGGAGGAGUGGAGGGAGGUUGUGGGGGUGGAGCUUAUGAUUUUGUUGGGUCAUGAUCUUGGAGGGUUCAUCUCAAUGUCAUACGCUCUGACACACCCACACAGAGUGAAGAACCUGAUCCUGGUGGAACCGUGGGGUAUCUCAGAAAGGCCCGAGGUGCAGGAGCCCCACUGCAGGAUCCCAGUGUGGGUAAAAGCUCUGGGAAGAGCAAUGAACCCGUUCAACCCCCUUUCACUGCUCAGACUCGUAGGGCCACUGGGUCCUUUGCUGUUACAGACUCUUCGCUCUGACUUUAAACAAAGAUUUUCAGGUGUGUUUGAGGAUGACACAGUACAUGAUUACCUUUACCACCUUAAUGCACAGACCCCCAGUGGUGAGACAGCAUUCAGGAACAUGACCGUCCCGUACGGUUGGGCCCAGCAGCCCAUGAUAAACCGUGUGGGAAUGCUCCAUCCAACAAUCCCAAUCUACAUCAUUUGUGGCUCCCGCUCCUGCAUCGAUGGCCAAUCAGGACAAACUAUCCGCGAGAUGCGACCCAACUCACAGACAGACAUUAUUGUCAUCAGAGGAGCAGGACAUUACGUAUUCGCCGACCAAUCAGAUGAUUUCAACGAGGUUGUACUGAAGAUAUGCACAGACAUGAAGAACGAAGGAUAAAGAGGGGUGGAAAAGAAAGAAAGAAUGAAAGAGAAAUGGUAUACAGAGUAAACGGAAGAGGAUGUUAAUAUAAUAAUAAUAAUAAUAAUAAUAAUAAUAAUAAUAAUAAUAAUAAUAAUAAUAAUAAUAAUAAUAAUAAUAAAGCAUUACACUGAAAAUCCAAGAAAAUUGUUCAACAUUUUAGGAAUAAAGGCAGAGAACAAAUGGAGGAUUUUUCAUCCUGAAUGUAUUUCAAAAACAUUAUAUUUAUUUCAGUCAUUUUCAGACUUUUGUGUCAAUAAUAUUUACAGACUCAAUAAAUUGACUUUAUGGUUCUUAUUUUGUUUAAUCACAUAUUCAUAAGAAUAAAGAUAUAUAGGCGUGUACAUAUACAUACAGAAUCCAUUAUACACACAGUGUUAUAGGGGGACAUGCUGCUUCAUACUGGACAAGUUUGUUGUAAGUUUUACACUCAGCAGUCUGCUGGGAUCCAGAACAGUGUGAACAUCUACAGCACCAUCACUGUGUGAACGUCCAACCUGAACAUCUGACCUGAAAAUCACUGAUGUGUAGAAGCCGUGGUCUUUGUCCCAAACUGCAUGUCUGACCAAAUCAGGGUGUUUCAAAGGGCUUAAAACAUCUGUAAAUCUCUCUCUCUCUCUCUCUCUCUCUCUCUCUCUCUCUCUCUCUCUCUCUCUCUCUCUCUCU